Nerophis lumbriciformis (worm pipefish) is the source of this 2611-nucleotide messenger RNA. The record is from RefSeq and is a predicted model, not a curated record. NCBI's taxonomy places the organism in Eukaryota, Metazoa, Chordata, Actinopteri, Syngnathiformes, Syngnathidae.
CCUCCUGGAUAACAAUGGCAUGUUAAAGCUAGGCAACUUCUGUCACUCCAAAACAGAGAGAGACACUUUUGAAGAUUUCAUUUUAUUGUACGAAGAAGCAGGAAGCAGAAAAUAUGACAAUGUAAAAAAAAGGUUUCAAGGUCAGUAAUCAUGAGUCUAACAAUCAUCAAUAUGUCUGUUGAUGCCCUACUGUAUAUGUGAAUGAUAGAUUACUGACUAAUAAGAUACCACAUUCCGAGAUCUACUUAUGAUAAUCAUCGGUAUGGCUACAACUGGCAAUAUCUUGUUUUUCUUCCAAGUUUGAUGAAAGUGCAUAUCUGUUAUAACAUACUAUCAGGCUCACCAAUUUACACGGCACCAGAGGUUCUACAGGGUUCAGAAACUACUGUGAGCUCAGAUCUCUGGGCUCUUGGUUGUAUUCUCCAGUGCAUGUACACGGGGAAGCCUCCUUUCAUGUCAAAGACUUACAAAAAACUACUAGAAAAUAUUUUGCAUCAGGAACCAUCAUUACCUAUACCCAGAGAGUCUUCAACUCCUCCUCCCAGUCAGGAUUUCCAAAAUCUUCUGAAAGGCUUACUCAACAAAAAACCUAAUAAGAGAAUAAACUCGUCAGAGUUGCAGAAGCACCAUUUCUGGACACUGAAAGAUGGGAAUUAGAGGAUGAAGAUGAUAAAGAGGCCCCACAUCUUUUUUUAUUUUGCAGAAGUCCAUACUGACUAAUUUAUGUUAAAGUAAUGCUGAUGGCAUAGUUUUAUUUCAAACACGCGUACAAUCUUAAUUCUCCAGUCUAGAAACUCUCCAGAAAGAAGUCUUGAAAGUCAGUGAUGUGACCAUUUAAUUCAUAUUUUCUGUGACAAAUAAAUGUUUGCUGCAGCCCAUGUACAGUGCAUGUGUGCUAUGGAAAUACAAUGUGUUUAAUUUUUAAAACCUCUUAAGGCCCAAGUUGUUUACAUGUUUUUUUUUAAUUUCUCUUUGCUAUUUGGGCUUAUUGGACCUUAAUUAGAAUACAAACUAAGAAUAAUCUUUUUAUAUGAUGUACUUAUUAGUCCAUAAGUAACAAACGUGUACUUCAUGUUUAAUGACAUGCUAAAUCUUAUUUUUACACUUUUUUUUCCCAAAUUCCAUUGUAUGUUAUACUCUUCUGACACCACCAGAUAGCAGUAUAAGUGUCCACAUAAGGGCCAUAAGACCCCAAUUCAGUAGUGUAGACAAUUUUGGAAAUAAGAGCUAAAAGGUGCUGUCCACGCAUGUGACCAACUAAGCCUUUAGAGUAGGGAGAUCACAAACAAUAGUCAGUUGCUGUACUGUAGUUAUUUUCCUAGCAGCUAUAUAUUCUGGAUUUAUCCAUUACAUGUAUCAUAUACCUGCAGUUUCCCUGCUCAACUCAGCUUGUUUUGAGCUCUAUAGUUGAUGUAAUGCAUGCUGUGUUACCAUGACAACUGUCAACAAGUAGGAAUGUACUGUAAAGGCCCGUGAAGCUUAUUAAAUGCCUACUACACCCACAAUGCAAAGCACGACAAAAAAUACAGUAUUUUCACUUCAAGAGAAAAUAAAAUUACUUUUGCUCUCUAACACCUCCACAGUAUGUUGUUUGUAACUAUCAAGAUCACAUAUUUUUGAAUCCAUCUCUUUUGCUUCUUUUUACACAUCUUUGUUUGAGACAAAAUAAAAUCUGCUUGAAACAUGCAACAAAAGUUGAGCUAAGGAAAAUAAAGACAAGAUAUAUUACAUACCCAAUUCUUCCCAAAAUUUAAAAAAAUACAAUUUAAAAUGAAAGAUACCUUCAAAUUAUUUUUUAAACUUAAAUUUAACAUGGAAGUUGACGGCUGUUAUAUAUGUGGAGCUGUAGAGGAUGUCAAUCAUCUGUUUGUGGAAUGUGAUACAGUACAUGUGUUUUGGGAGGAGAUCAGAGAUUGGCUGAGAGACAAGGGUGUGGAGAUAAAUGAUAAUGAUAAAUGGGUUGUACUUGUAUAGCGCUUUUCUACCUUCAAGGUACUCAAAGCGCUUUGACACUACUUCCACAUUUACCCAUUCACACACACAUUCACACACUGAUGGAGGGAGCUGCCAUGCAAGGCGCUAACCAGCACCCAUCAGGAGCAAGGGUGAAGUGUUUUGCUCAGGACACAACGGACAUGACGAGGUUGGUACUAGGUGGGGAUUGAACCAGGGACCCUUGGGUUGCGCACGGCCACUCUUCCACUGCGCCAUGCCGUGAUGUCCCCAAUCUCUAUAGAAUAGAUCAAAUUUGGUAUUUUUUAUAAACAACUGUAACAUACAAAUGUUUGUCAACAUUAUUAUGCUCCAGGCAAAAAUAUUUCUACAUUAAUGUAGAUUUAGGAAAGUAAGGCCUACAUUUUCUAAUUGGCUUAAUGGUUUACAAUUAUCAAUCAAAUCUUUGAGGAUGAUUAAAGAGUGCAAAAGCCAAAAAUUUAUCUCUUUGUUAAAUUUUUUUAUAAGUAAUUUAGGUAGCCCUUUUUGUCUUUUUUAAAUUAUUUUUUUCAUAUUUUUGAUUGUUAUUAUUUAUUAUUAUUUAAUACUUUAUCUGUAUUUGCUUUUGUUUCAUUUCUUUGACAUGUUUCGCUGAUGCUGAAAGUGCCUUGACUUUUGU